UAAACUCGCCCAGUUAAAUUUUGGUAUUUUCAAAAUUACCGUCCCACUAAACCCUAAACUUCAUCCUCUCUUAACCGUUCCUCAACCCACUCUCCCUCUCCUGCAACCUCCGAUUUUCUAUUUAAUUUCUUUGCACUUAUUAUUAUACUUUUUUUUUAUCAUCCAUUAUUAACUUGAUUUCAUACUUAAAAUUUGAAAUUUUCGACAAUUCAUGGUUUUCUGUUUGGUUGCUGAGAAAAGGAAGGAAAGGAAAAAGUUUGCGCUUUUUUUUUUUUUUUAAAUUCAUAAUUUUAGGAGAAUGGUUUAUUGUAAUAAUUGUUCCAGAAACGUUACUGGAGAACGCGUCUAUGAUGGGCCUUUGUGUUGUACUUUUUGCGGGAAGGUGUUGGAAGAAUACAAUUUUGCGUCCGAACCGCAAUUUGUUAAAGAUUCAGCUGGCCUGAGCAAACUGUCUGGAAAUUUUGUAAAGUCUGUUCAAGAUAUUUCAGAUUCACGUAGGAGGACAUUGGAUAAAGCUUUUGAUGAUAUGAGAUGUAUGAAGGAUGCAUUAAGUAUUGAUGAUUAUAGCGAUGAUGUCGUUGAAACUGCUAGACGCUUUUAUGAAAUUGCCCUUGAACGGAAUUUCACUAGGGGGCGCAGAUCAGAGUUAGUACAGGCUGCAUGUCUUUAUCUUGCAUGCCGGCAAAAGAAAAAGCCUUUCCUUCUUAUUGAUUUUUCAAGUUAUUUAAAUAUAAAUGUUUAUGAGCUAGGCUCUGUUUAUCUGCAGCUUUGCUAUGUGCUGUACCUUGCUGAGACGAGAGAUCUUCAGAAACUAAUUGAUCCUUCAAUUUUUAUUCAUAAAUUUACAAAUGUUUUGAUUCCAGAAGGGAAUGAUGAAGUUGUUAAAACUGCACGGGACAUUUUAGCUAGCAUGAAACGGGACUGGAUGCAGACAGGGAGAAAACCCAGUGGAUUAUGCGGGGCAGCACUAUACAUUUCUGCACUCUCACAUGGUCUGAAGUGUUCUAAGUCAGACAUUAUAAGGAUUGUGCAUAUUUGUGAAGCAACAUUGACAAAGCGAUUGGUUGAAUUUGAGAAUACAGACUCUGGAAGCUUGACGAUUGAGGAGCUUACGGAAAAGGAGAAGGAGCUUCGAACUAGUUCAUUAACUAAAAAACGGCCAAAUACUGGGUCAAAAGAAGCCAGCAUACAUGAAGUGCUAUGUAAGCAUAUGGAGAAAAAACCUUUUGCUUAUGGACUUUGUGAAGAAUGUUAUGAAGAGUUCAUGAAAGUUUCAGGAGGACUUGAUGGAGGAUCAGAUCCACCAGCAUUCCAGCGUGCUGAGAAAGAGAGAAUAGCAAAAUUAUCUAUUGAGGAAAAUGCUAAAAGUGUAUCUGGCAGCCCUUUUGCAAGUGGAUCUGAAAAACCUGAAAAUAUUGGGGUUUCAGAGGGUGCAACUAACCAGGCAGCCAUGGAUGAGCGUGACAAUGAUAAAUUACCCGGUGUUGAUGGUAGUGAUGAUGAAUCAGAUAACUUUUCUGAUAUUGAUGAUUUUGAGGUUGAUGGUUAUCUUCACAAUGAAGAGGAGAAGCAUUACAAAAAGAUAAUUUGGGAAGAAAUGAAUCGGGAAUAUCUUGAGGAACAAGCAGCCAAGGAAGCAGCCGCAGCAGCUGCCAAGGAAGCUUCUAUGGCCAACUAUGAUAAAUGUCCAGAAGACCUCCAAGCUGCACAGGAGCUUGCUGCAGCUGCUGCAGAAGUAGUGGCAAAAUCUAGAAAGGAGAGGCAACAAAAGCGAGCUGCUGAAGCAAAAAAAGCUGGUCCUGCUCAGACCGCUGCAGAAGCAACCCGGCGAAUGCUGGAUAGAAAGAGACUAAGCUCAAAAAUCAACUAUGAUGCAUUGGAGAAACUCUUUGAUGAACCGGUGGCUCCAGAGAAGCCCAAGAAACAAAGAAAUGAAUCACAUUCUGAUGAAAAGGAAGAGAAGGUUUCUAAAAUGGGCAAAGAAGAAGGUGAUUUAGUAGACAAAUAUGAUGACGACAACGAUGAGGAAGGGGAUGAAGGAGGAACAUUUGACAAUAACCUGGACUUUGAAAACGAAGUCUAUGAUUACGAAGAUGAUUAUGAAUAUGAUGGAUUCUGAUUCGUCUUCGGGCAAACAAUUUCCAUCCCUAACAACAAUUAUUUUUUGAGUUCAAGAAAAAUAGAUUUGAUUUCGACAUUUUGAACAAGGUACACGAACUUAUUAAUGAACGAAGUGCUUAUAUGUGAUUAUAUAAAAUAUUAUUGCCUAGGAAAAAAUUUACCCGUAUUUUUUUCUCCCUAUUUUAAAUCAAUGUAUUGUUUUCACUGCUAUCAGAGCACCAGUAAGCUUCAAAGCAAAGUCAGAACAGCAAGGAUUUUCCUAUAUUUAUUUUCAAUUUCAUGAGAAUAUUCAGGAUAAUUAGAGCAGCAAAACUGAUCAACUUAUAGGAUAAUAUCAAAGACCCAUUUACCUCAGCUGAAGUAUGCAUUGGUUCACUGUACCAGGGAUCAAAAAGACGACACAAAUGAUCAAUAAUGUUGCCAAUUAAUUUACAUUCAACAAUAAGCCAACAAGCUUGUU
This is a messenger RNA of Durio zibethinus, 2581 nucleotides long. RefSeq names its product transcription factor IIIB 60 kDa subunit-like. The record is from RefSeq and is a predicted model, not a curated record. Gene Ontology annotation, molecular function: RNA polymerase III type 3 promoter sequence-specific DNA binding; RNA polymerase III general transcription initiation factor activity; TBP-class protein binding. Gene Ontology annotation, biological process: transcription by RNA polymerase III; transcription preinitiation complex assembly; DNA-templated transcription initiation. NCBI's taxonomy places the organism in Eukaryota, Viridiplantae, Streptophyta, Magnoliopsida, Malvales, Malvaceae. Gene Ontology annotation, cellular component: nucleus; transcription preinitiation complex; transcription factor TFIIIB complex.